CUCGGAUGAUAUACGUCUUGCGUGGACCAGCAGGAGCUCAUCAUCUGGGGCCGGCUGAAAGAGGUUUAUUGCGAUUUUUUCAUUGAUUCGAGAGCUUAACACAGCUAGCAGUGUCUUGUUUGUCGUCUUAAGCUUUGCAUUUACUUCAUUUACCCGACGUUAGUGCUUCGGAAAGAGCGAGAGCAUUGACUGUCUUACUCCGCGGAAAGCGGCUGCGGGAAGUUAACUGGGCGGGCUACAGUUAUCUAAAUCGACAUUUAUCGACGGUUUUCUCUGAGUGGAAUGAGCUACCAUUCACCCACCGUGUCUGUUGCACAAUGGAUGUCCGCUCUGUCUGCCUAAUUGCCCAAGCCAAAGCAAACUGUAACAGAUCUAGUCUAUUCAGAGGAUAGCAAUAGGCCCUCACUCCACCCUCUCCCUUAACGUUACACAUCAGUUUAGAGCAGAGCAGUGCAGAUUCUCUCUGGUGUCUGGAUUGCUUUGAUUUGCUGGUUUAGCGAAGGGGUGAAGGUAGGUCUGAGGCAGAAAACUGAUUUAGAAACAUUGAGUACCUCAAUUUUCUGGGGAUUAAAAUAUCCAGUGUGCUGCUGCUUAAAUUAUUUAUACAUAUUUGGUUCUCUUCCCUGUAAGAUUGUGAAGUCCCCCCCCCCCAUAUAACUUGAAAACCAUAUACGCACAAUGGUGUCGACAACUCUGGCCACAGUAACGAUUUUGACCACCCUUGCCACUCAAGGGGCUCUGACAGAUUAUCUAUGGCUCCUAGUCGUAGGCUUCAUCAUAGCAUUUAUCCUCGCCUUUUCGGUGGGUGCUAAUGACGUUGCCAACUCGUUUGGUACGGCAGUGGGUUCAGGUGUAGUUACCCUUAAGCAGGCCUGUAUUCUUGCUACUGUCUUUGAGACACUGGGCUCUGUGCUGCUUGGAGCCAAGGUCAGCGAGACCAUCCGCAAUGGCAUAAUCGACGUGACCAUGUACAACGGCACGGAGCACGUGUUGAUGGCUGGAUCAGUCAGCGCUAUGUUUGGCUCUGCUGUUUGGCAGUUGUUUGCUUCUUUUCUGAAGCUUCCUAUUUCUGGGACCCAUUGCAUUGUGGGAGCUACCAUUGGUUUUUCACUGGUCGCCAAAGGUCAGCAGGGCGUCAAAUGGCUGGAGCUUCUUAGAAUUGUUGCUUCUUGGUUCCUCUCACCUGUCCUCUCUGGCAUAAUGUCUGCCAUUCUUUUCUACUUUGUUCGCAAGUUCAUCCUGCAAAAGAAAGAUCCAGUGCCCAAUGGUCUGAGGGCCCUGCCUUUCUUCUACGCUGUUACAAUGGGAAUCAACCUGUUCUCCAUUAUGUUUACUGGAGCACCGAGUGAAGUAAAGUCUUCCAGUCCCACUGAGAGCCCUCUGAUGGAGAAGAGGGAGCUGCAUGAAGCUCACAGUCCCAUCCUGAAACCUGUCCCUGAGGAGUCCAGUGCCAUGCCCUCUAUCACCCCCUCGGCCCCUCCUCUUUCUGAGGAGCGCAGGGUCACCUUUGACAUUGGAGAUUCAGAUGACGCAGAUCAGAAGGACUGCAAAGAGUCAGAGACGGGCAGUGCAGCUCCGAAGACUGCCCAUGCUCAUUUCACCACCGGCCCCACUCACAUUCCUAGCAAUGGUUACUCUCAGUACCACACAGUUCACAAGGACUCCGGCCUCUACAAGGACCUGCUGCACAAACUCCAUCUGGCAAAAGUGGGAGACUGCAUGGGGGAGGGUGGCGACCGGCCCAUCCGCCGCAACAACAGCUACACCUCCUACACCAUGGCCAUCAUCGGUAUGCACGGAGACUUCAAGCCCAAAGAAGCUGACUUCCGUGGUUCUGAAGAUGGAGACAAGGAAAAUGCCAGUGCUCAUGAGAGGAAGCGCAUCCGCAUGGACAGCUACACGAGUUACUGCAACGCAGUGGCGGAGAAUGGUGCACCUGAAGGUCUCGGUGAUGGUGAGGUUGCUUUGGAGAUUGCCGAUGAUGAUGCUGGGAGCAGCCGUAGUUCUUUGGACGAGGAUAGAGCCGAUGCUGACAGACCUGAAGUGUCAAUGCUCUUCCAGUUCCUUCAAAUUCUCACUGCCUGCUUUGGCUCCUUUGCUCACGGAGGAAAUGAUGUCAGUAACGCAAUUGGUCCCCUGGUUGCCCUGUGGCUGGUCUAUGAGAGUGGGUCCGUUAUAUCACAUGCACCAACUCCAAUCUGGUUGCUGCUGUAUGGAGGAUUGGGCAUCUGUGUCGGUUUGUGGGUCUGGGGCCGUAGAGUCAUCCAAACCAUGGGCAAGGACCUGACCCCCAUCACCCCGUCUAGUGGUUUCAGCAUCGAGCUCGCCUCAGCCGUCACUGUUGUCGUUGCUUCCAACAUUGGUCUUCCAGUUUCCACCACUCACUGCAAGGUCGGGUCAGUGGUGGCUGUCGGUUGGCUGCGCUCCAGGAAGGCUGUGGACUGGCGACUGUUCAGAAACAUCUUCAUGGCCUGGUUUGUCACUGUGCCCAUUUCUGGCCUUAUCAGCGCGGCCAUCAUGGCCCUGUUCACCUACGUCAUUCUGUGAGGCCUUGAAAAUCUGCUCUGCCUCCCUCUCUGCUCACGAGGAGCCACAUCCUGCAACCAGGAACCCCAGAGUGAGGUGGAGGGCAUAUCUCAACCUUCUCUGUCUCUCUCUACCUUUCCUCCCUUCGUCAUCCUCAUGAUGAGUGGGGAUGAAAAAGGCCCCUUUUGAUAGAGCCUGUGAUUCUUGGCUGCAUUAUUUUUAGCCUGUAUUGAUGAUUUGUGUGCAUUGCACCAGGUCACAUGCCAUAGGCCAGAGAAGAAAAUGUCUUCAAAACUAAAAUGGUUGCCAUUUAAAUUCCCUCUUGUACAUAUGUCAGAUCACCUUUUUUGUUUUUUUUAUGUAAUUAUGUACAGAACUAUUUUUUUUUUUUUUUAAGGUAAAUGAACAAUUACAAUGCAGUAUUAGCCUUCAUUUGACAUGCAUUUUUCAUUACUUUCAUAAUUUGAGUUCCUUAGAGAAGCGGUGUUUUGGUGCGAAGAAUUCGGGGAAGAGAAAUUGAGUUGCAUUUUCCUUCUCUUAUGCAUUCAGUAUGUUAAUUUUCCACUUUUUCUCAAGCAGGCCUAACUAAACUCAAAUAGAGCCUUAUGACACCCACAUAUUUAGGAGAGUCUUGUGAGGGUUGAUUAGCAAAGUUAGUUGGAUGCUCACAUCAUGUUCCUUAAUAUAAUUUCAGUGUCCUUUACCUGGUGUCUUUUAGAUUUUUUGUAGGUUACACUACAAAACAGGCCUCUUGGUAAACUAAACAGUUGUUCUGUUCUCAUUCUUUUAGUCGUCUUUUCUUCAAUGGUUUGCAGAAUAUCAGAUUUCUUUUGGUGUUUUACACCACUGUAAUUGAGCUGUUAAUAUUAGCUCUGCUUUGCCCAGCGUCGAUUAACAACUAUAACGGACCAACCUGUGCUUGGAGAUGCAGUUAAACAUCUCAGCAGCUAAUGCAAAGAUUCACGCAUUUUCUUAAAGCACAGAAGCGCUCUGCUGUAGAGUUAGUAUGCUCUUGGCGACUCCCGUAAAUGCAACGCAUCCCCAAAUGUUUGCUGUAGACAAUUGAACUCCAUACGGUGGAUUAGGGCCCAUUGUGCUCGGUCACCAAGGGUCGCUGUUGUUGCAUACAGAUGAAGUGUUACUAGGAUACCCAAACUCUCGUUUUACCAGUGUAAUACUGGUCAGGGUUACUCCAGGGCAGGAAAGAUCACAAGUUAAUUAUUAAAAAUAUUCCCCUGCCAAAAUGAAUUCGGCAAUCAUUUGUUUUUAGUCAAGAAAUAUAACCCUGAUGAACCUGUUCCCUUGAGUAUUACAGUAAUACUUUGCUGUGAUGCUUGACAUCAGAAACAGUGAAUUAAACUCAAUGGAGUGAAGUUUCCUUGCGUUGGAUUUAAGACCAUUGGCGUUCCUGUAAAACUUGACGGAUGGUGUAACUCAUCUACUCCAGCCUUCUCAGACCUGCUUCAGUAGUUCUUCUGAGGAAUGUAUACCAAUACAAACACAGUAUAUGUAUAUAUUUUACAAAGGGUUGCUAUUGUAUCCCCUACAGCAACACAAAUGACUUGCCCUAUUUAUUAGAUAGGUGUGGGACAGUGGUGUUAAAUGAUGGUUUGGACUGAAGGCAGCAGUAGCUCCAUCUGUACUGCUGUGAUUUGGUUAUAACUUAACACAUUUAGACCGUACGUAGUUGCUGUAGUUGCCUUAAGGAUGUUUCUCUUUCCGGGUUUUUUUUUUUUAACCAAAGAGGAAAAGGUGGAGCGUUUUGUUGUCCACUGGGCUUUGGGGAUGAAAGAAUAAAUGUCUUUUCCAGUA
Molecule: messenger RNA, 4338 nt
Organism: Sinocyclocheilus grahami
Lineage: Eukaryota; Metazoa; Chordata; Actinopteri; Cypriniformes; Cyprinidae
Product: sodium-dependent phosphate transporter 1-B-like
Exons: 10
Coding region: 679-2547 (622 amino acids)
Biological process (GO): phosphate ion transmembrane transport
Cellular component (GO): membrane
Molecular function (GO): phosphate transmembrane transporter activity
Source: RefSeq, a predicted model, not a curated record